CAUGAAUGAAUACCAUAAGAUUUGUAAAUUUUACACAAUUCAAUUAAAAUAUCAAGUUGAAUAUACCCUCUUAAUGUCCAACAAUAGACAACUAUCAUCUCUCCCUCUUCUUUUUUUUUUUUUUUGAUAACAAAGUACAAGAUCAGUUCAAACGAGCCAAUUAAAAGGAAAAUCACUGACAUAGGUAAUUUGAUGCGACUCUACUCUAGCACGACGCACCAACUUGUCCGCACUAUCAUUUUGUGAACAGGGGAUCAGGACUACAGAGAAUGAUAGGAAUUCUUCCUUAUCUAUCUCUUCUUAAGUAAUAGGAUAUUAUGUCCCUUAUUCUUAGAGGAAAAGUUAUUCAAAAUAAGAAUUCAUAAAUACAUUUACAUUUUGACUCGUAGUUGUUAAAAACAGAAUUUUUAUUAAAUGCCGAAGAUUUGAAUAUUAGAAGAUUUCUAAAAAUCUUAACUUUCAAAGAGACUAUAAAUACAAAAGGUCUAUAGCCACCAUCUUUGAUAAUACACUAAGAUAUAAACUACGAAAUGGCAUCAAAAAUCACAUCCUUCUUCCUCAUAGCUCUCGUCAUCGCUAGUGCAAUGAUGGUGACUAUGCCGACGACAGCAGAAGCUCAAAUCUUUCUUCCUUGCAGAACAAUGGUAGAUUGUGAAUACCUUCACUGCUCAAGCGGGACAGCUCUAUGUGUAAACAGACAAUGCCAAUGUACGACUCAUCAAACAAAACUCGACAACUUAAAGGAGAUGGACCAUGCUAAGAAGUGCAAGUUGACUAAAGAUUGUGAUCCUCGUAUGAGAUUUACAUGUGUCUCCGGUUCUUAUAUGUGUUUUGAUGACCUAUGCAUUUGUACCAAUUAACUGCACGUGUUUUAAACAAUACAUACAGUACUUUUAUAAUUUUUUUGCUUUUAUUA
Messenger RNA from Camelina sativa (false flax), 916 nucleotides. Its product is annotated as defensin-like protein 295. Lineage: Eukaryota; Viridiplantae; Streptophyta; Magnoliopsida; Brassicales; Brassicaceae. The record is from RefSeq and is a predicted model, not a curated record.